GAAACAUUAUGAGAACUCCGGUAUCUGUGCUCCGCUUGCCUCGAGGCCCGGAUCCGAACAGCUGCGGUUUUGAUCGUAGCUCCCCAAGAUUUAUUGCCCUUUGCCAAACCACAAUCUCCGCUUCUACGGGAUGUGUGAUAGACUCCGUUCAUUUCCAACAAGAGCAGCGUGUGCGAUCUGAAAUGAGAGAGAACUUCAUGAGAACGCUCAUAGCUAUGACCAACAGACAAGUAGAGUUCCACAUGUACGAAAAAGUUAAAGUUAAGGCCAAGUUUGGAGCCUCGGACAUUGAUGUGCUAAAUUUUCAGGUUUCUGAGUUGCAUACUCCUAUAGGAGUACAGAAAGAAGCGCUCCUCAGAUGCCAAGACGUAAUCUCUUACUCGUUUGAUGUUUGAUAGAAAAAUGAAAUUGAUUUCCCGUUUGGCGGGUUUUCAGACUGCAAUUUGUUGGGCAGAUGAGUUUUGGGCUGAGACGUAUUUUAAUAGUUUGUUUUCAACUUUUCUUUAUGUACUUCCGUUCAGAUUUAUUUUGCCAAGCAGUUAAACCACCACUAGAGGGAGUGCAAAUAUAGUUUUUGUUCAUAGGUUGCCACUUUUGUUUUGCCUUUACCAAGUCCUUUGGGUUAUGUUUCACGCUGUACUAAAAAUAACACUCUAUUAAAUGUAAAUAAGCACUUACAAGCACAAUAUUAGUUUUGAAUAAAUUUGUCACUUGCUUAAAUCAGCCUGUAAGAUUUAACUUAGGACGUCUGAUAAACUGAACUACCAGUGGUAGGCCCAUAUGUUGAGAUUCCGAUUGGGCUGCGGGACCAGAGUUCAGGAGUCAAAGUGUCCCCCCACUACACACACCCAUCCAUACCAAACAUGCAGUUCUGAGGGAGGCUGGUACAAGGGUCCUUAGCAGGCCUUGUCACUCGAUUUUCUCUGCUUGCUCCAUCUCCCUGAGUCAGUUAUUAUAUAUCUAAAGUUGCCCAAAUACAGAUGAGUAAAUAUUGUCUUCUCAGUAAUGGAAGUAAAAGUAAACAGAAAAUCUGAAUGUGACUCCAUUUAAGGUCUGGAGUUGGUCACAUCUCCCUGAGUGCAUAUAUAGGACUUAUGGAUUUGUCAUUAUUAUGAAACAAAUUUAUCAUGGGCUACACAGCAGUAUUUUAAUCUGCCUAAAAGGUGUGUUUGUGCAUUUCCAGUAAAUCAUUUUAUUGGAAUACCAUUAGGCGGGUCUUGGUUAUCCUGACCACUCUGUUGAGGCACAGACAAUCAUCAAUGAAAAGAGUAAGUGUGACUCAUCCCCAUGGGCACACACACACACACAGUGAAACCCUAUGACGUCAUCGACCCUCUGUGAUUCAAUCAGGAAGUCCUCAAGGACGACCAAUGUUAAUUUUGUAUUCGCUCUCGGGCAACUGUGAUUGGCCUGCCUGCAGCAGCCAGCUACUCCGUUGCGCACACACACACACUAACAGGCGCUUGUUCGUUUGAAAGAUCAAGGAUGAAAUGCACAAGUCAUCUGAAUGUUAAGUCUGGUUGCAGUGAUUUAUUCGUCUUGUUGUGAGAGGUUUCAGCUGCGCGUGUGCCUGAGAGGAUCUUAGUUUGUGUCUGUCUGUGUUUGUUGUUGUUUGUUGAAUGAUCAUUUUAUGAGGCUUCCCAAGUCAAUUUGUGGGGAGUUUAAUGUGAACCGUGACUGUGGAGAGAACCGCUGGGGGAGAGAUCUAUGUUUGGAUGUGCUUAUGUAUCACUAUCAGUAGAUCAGCUGAUAUUAUUUAUUAUCUUCCUUAUUAUCUGUUUGUGUAUUAUCUUAUUAUUCAUUCAUAUACACAUAUGCAUUUCUACUGUAACCUAUGUAGUGUUCUGAUGACAAUCGUGGGUCUAUACGCAGGUCAAAUAUGUUAUCAUUGUUUUUCCUCUAUACUAUAAAUUCUGUCCUGUGACCUUCAUGCCUCAGAGGGACUUUGCUAA
This is a messenger RNA of Hypomesus transpacificus, 1952 nucleotides long. It is a transcript of the gene gemin7, whose product is annotated as gem (nuclear organelle) associated protein 7. NCBI's taxonomy places the organism in Eukaryota, Metazoa, Chordata, Actinopteri, Osmeriformes, Osmeridae. Gene Ontology annotation, biological process: spliceosomal snRNP assembly. The record is from RefSeq and is a predicted model, not a curated record. The coding region runs from base 9 to 395 and encodes 128 amino acids. The transcript has a single exon. Gene Ontology annotation, cellular component: SMN-Sm protein complex.